CCGAACCGACCUAAACAAAGAUGGCGGCCUGUGUUAUACGCAGGGGGCUCCUGUCUGCUGUUAGCAAAUAUAAUAAGAACCACACGCUGCGGGCGCUCAGUGUGGACCUGAACAGCAGACACGAAGUAAGCAGGCGCUGUUUGCAGUGCUCCUCGUGUGGUCUCCUGAAUGUACAGCAGAAACGGUUCAUGUCUUCACGGCCAGAAGGAAAGGUGCUGGAGACGGUGGGAGUAUUUGAAGCCCCUAAGCAACAUGGCAAAUAUGAGACAGGACAGUUGUUCCUGCAUAGCGUGUUUGGCUACAGAGGCAUUGUGCUGUUCCCCUGGCAUGCCCGCCUCUACGACCGUGACGUCACUCCUCCAACAACCGACAGUAAGCCUGAGCCUCCAGGAGCACAUGGGUCAAAGGAGGUGAAGGGCAAAACACAUACAUAUUACCAAGUCCUCAUCGACACCAGAGACUGCCCUCACAUAUCUCAGAGAUCACAGACAGAGGCUGUCACAUUUCUGGCCAAUCAUGAUGACAGCAGGGCCCUGUAUGCCAUUCCAGGGCUAGAUUACGUGAGUCAUGAGGAUAUUUUGCCAUAUAAUUCCACGGAUCAGGUGCCCAUUCAGCAUGAGCUGUUUGAGAGAUUCCUCAUGUUUAACCCAUCUAAAGUGCCCCCUUUUGUACCAAGAGAUACAUUGCGUGCAUGGCAGGAGAAAAACCACCCAUGGCUAGAGUUGUCUGAUGUCCAUCGUGAGACUACAGAGAAUAUUCGAGUGACUGUCAUCCCUUUUUACAUGGGCAUGAGGGAAGCACAGAAUUCACAUGUUUACUGGUGGCGCUACUGCAUCCGCUUGGAGAACAUGGGGAACGAAGUGGUGCAGCUGAGAGAGAGACACUGGAGGAUCUUCAGCCUGUCAGGAACAUUGGAGACUGUCAGAGGCCGAGGGGUGGUGGGCAGGGAGCCAGUUUUGUCCAAAGAGCAGCCAGCGUUCCAGUAUAGCAGUCACGUAUCCCUGCAGGCCCCCAGCGGACACAUGUGGGGCUCCUACAGGCUCGAGAGGCCCAACGGCACAUUCUUCGACGUGCGCAUCCCUCCGUUCUCUCUCGAGAGCAAGAAGGACGAUACUCCCAACGGCUUCCUGCCCGGCCCCUUCACCUCACUGGCCUAAGAGCCCAGAGCCCAGAACCCCAGUCUGUCCCCUGCCAUCCCCAGCCUUGCCCCAGCAUGCAUCUACUCUCAAGCUACCUCAGAGUCAUUGAUCUUUCUCACUUUUCCUGCAACUAAGUUCUAGGACUGCACAAUAUGGACAACAACCCAAUCCUCGCGGCCCUUCAGACUGUUCAACAUUUUUGCUCGUAUUGUCUAUGUUGGGCUCUGGAAUAGAGCAAAAAUGUGGAACCAUUAGGUGGGCCCCAAGGACUGGGUCGAAACAAUGCAAAAAAGCUUUUAGUGACUGGUUAGAGACUCAUUUGCAUUUAGCAAGGUUUGACAUCAUCAACAUUGAGAGAGCUGAUAUGAUGAUAAAAUAUUGUGCAGCCCUAUCAAAUACUUUGUCACUGCUGUCCCAAAAACCCCACUUUCUCUACCAUCACCUUUAUCUUGCGCAGCACUUAUUUUUCUCACUUUAUCCUACAUUUCAUUCUGUUUGUCUUAACCUACAAGCCCUGAAGCAACCUUGAGGCACCACCCGGAUCAGUUUUAUUACUUUCUACCAGUCAUGCAACAAAAUUCUUGACGAAAAUUGAAAUUCGGGACUUACUUGGCUGAAAAAAAAAGAAAACUAAAAAAAAUAAUUAUUUCAUAUAUAAUUGUUAAAUAUGAGAUUUGUUUUUGAUUUAAAAUAAUGCUUCAAAUGCAAGAGUGGUGCUGUCGAUAACGAGAACUGGAGAAAUACAAGUAGUUACAUUUUUAACAGCUAAGUAAUAUGAGAUAUUAAAAAUUGUGAAAUGGUGAAUGUAAUACUUGACUGUUUCCCAAAGGCGAUACCAGAGCACUUCUGCUCUGAUGACCAAAACACAUCAUUUUUAAUAUGUAAAGAGUUCCGGCCUGGCAUUCUAAAUUUUCUCAAGCAGGAGGCGCUAUAAACACACACAAUUCACAUUUGUGUUUAGUAGUUCAUAGAAGACACCGCCAUAAAUCUCAGCAGAAUCUGACAAACGUACAUGCUAACAGUAACUACUGUAAGAACAAGGUAGUAAGUAAAUUACCAAAAUUAUAAUUACAUUUUUUCAAAUUGGCUCAUGCUAAAAAGCAUGUAAGCUGAAGACAUAUAUUUUAAAUGUGUUAAGUAUUUGAUUUUGACACUUCAUUGUAGACCUAUUUAGUUUGUUUUUUCGUUCUUUUGGCAGAGAAUCGUCAGUUGCCGAAAUUUCGGUGCAUCCCUAAUUUCUACACCUUUCUUUCCUCCAAAUCCAGGCAGCUAAUACAUUUCAUUCUGAGCCCUCAAUUCAUAUUAUCCAAAGCAGACUAGCCGAGCAGUUACAUGUCUUGUCAUUCUCUCUGUUGUGUAUAAAUACCUUUCUGCCAUGCUGACUCAACAAAUAAUGCUGUCUUUUAUAACCCCCAACCUACCUCACUUGUCAAACCUUAAACUACCCACAAAGACCAGGGAUUAUAGACUUGGAUGAAGUUUAGUUCAUCAUAUAUGAAGUGAUAUAUUUUCAGUACAAAAGCUCCAAUAGCUGCAUAAGCUGUGUACAUCAAACCCCUUCAAGCAAAGAGUGCUGCUCUGUGUCAGUUUUCUCUAAUUUGUAAUGUAAUUAUGUACAAAGAUCUUAUAGAUCUUUAGAUCUGCACCACUACUCACCAUUACUGUGUGAACCCUUCUGUGUCCCAUUACAUGACAGAACUGAAAAUUGUCUUUUUAGCUUAUGUGGUCACAGGAUUUCUCACAAAAUCAAAUGUUAACAGUAAACGUAGACAAGUUUACAUUUACGGCAUUUGGCUGACGCUCUUAUCCAGAGCAACUUGCAAUUUGAUCAUUUUACAUAGGUAGGCCAAGGCGGUGUUAGGAGUCUUGCCCAAGGACUCUUAUUGGUAUAGUGUAGGGUGUUCGCCCAGGUGGGGAUUGAACCCCAGUCUAGAGUGUAGAAGGCAGAGGUGUUAACCAUUACACUACCCCAACCACGUACUGAUAUAUCUCUAAGCGUUUGGUUUUUGGUUGGCUCUGUGGCUAUUGCAUUUGACCAGUCUAUGGUUUGCACCAUUACUUGCUCCACCUAUACAGUCCUGCUCAGUACUUGGACACAAUGCAGCUCACUUGGCAUGAUUAAGGAUUUGUAACCGUGUGGUACCAAACUGCCUGGUGGUAAAAUGUUAUAAGAAAUUAUGUGAUUGAAGUACAUGGAGGUGCAACGCUCACUUAUUGUUAACCAUGUUAUUGUCUUUGGGGUAAUGGUGGUGUGUUGUUUUUUUUUUUUUUUUUGUUUUUUUUCCCUUCUUCUUCUUCUCCUCAUUUCUAACAAUGUCUGUCUGCUCUUACCUGUUCGUCACAUACUCGGAGCACUUGUCCGCACUUUGAAACUAGAUCAGGGCACCAUAACCUGGACCGGUAGAUCUACCACCUGCAGAGUUCAGCUCCAGUGAUAAUCUAACACACCUGAUCAAACCUGGUAUCGAAGGCCUUCAGAGACAUCUGAGUAUUAAAGACAGGCGUGCUGGACCUUAGCUCUUCACGGUGAUAUUUCUACACGAUUAGGCACCCCUCUGCUAGAUGACCUACCCCAGACUGACACAGUAUAAAUGAGCUCUUUAACUAGAUCACACAAGGAAUGUAGAACCAGGAACAGUUCUGAUACAUAAAACUCAAAGAACCUGGAAGAACCUAUUUGGAUUAAGAGCUUGAGUCCAGUUUCCGGUCCUGAGUUUUGUAAUCACUAGUAGGUAUGUCACUGGGUCACCAGUGGUUCAUCAACAGUUCAGUUCAUCCCUGUGGUUAUAUAAUUCAGUGUCAAACUUGUGUUCCGGAUCCAGAAUUGUAGACUGCUCCGUCAAAUGAAGGUUCUAGCACUUUCGGCUUGUGAGGUUUUUUUAAUGAAACAGAAGCUGGAGAAUUGUGGAAUGCGGCAUUGUGCUUCUCUGCAGUUUAGACUGGAUGACCUGUUUAAUGUGAGUUAAUGUUUAAUAAGCACUUGCCUUGCGGUCUCAUACAUUAAUUGGGGGCAGUUUUUGACUGUAACCCCCUCCGUUUCAUGGUAUGAGAGAAUACAAGUCCUUGUUGGCAAGAAUAUAGUGUGUUUGUAUAUAUGCGUGGUUGGAAGUGCUAAUUUAGAAUUUACCUCCAAAUAUCGGUGUUUUAGUACAUUACACCCUCAGAAGUUUAUUAGGUUUCAUGUGUAAAUCUGUUAGAGCUUCUCUGUGAAAGUAAGAAGACUUGAGCACUAAUUGCUUGCAUGACUGAAGCCAAGAUGGGCAAAAUGUGUGUUACGAUAGUUCAAGGCUUCAGAAUCAGGUUCAAAUCAGAUUAUAUGUUCUGAACAGCAUAACACUGAAACACCGUAUGCAGACACAAACAUUGCUGUGAGUAAAUUUGUUGUGAACGUUGAUUCUGGCUUGGAAGAUGAAGUAUUUUGCUCAUCUGUUAUUGUUCAGCAGGGCUGAGUAAUACAGUCUUGGCACUGAACAGUUCUCAGGGCUCAGAAUUUAACACGAUGUUCUCAAUACAAGGUAAAAUAAAUUAUUUAUUGUGGUAAUAAUUUCUGUACCACACUGUUGUGCUGAUUCAUCCAGCACUAUGCAUUUUUUUAAUAAAUCGCUGGGAAUUUAAAAGCUUACAGAAUGCUUACGAUACAGAACUUGUGAUAACUGACAGUUGUGGCUGAUGUGACGUAUUAUUAGUGCAUGCCAGUUACAUUUGUUUAACUUGCGUUGGCGCCACCAGCGUGUCAUGAUGACAGGCCAUUCUAAUCUUGCUGUCCGCAGACUGUGUGAGCUUAGAGAUGGAUUGAUGACGAAAGAACUUUGUCCUCAUUGGACUAACAUUUGCCUGCCAACAGCCAUGACAUUGUUCUUGUUCAUUCUAGAACCUUCACCUCAUAAACAUGCUUAGCUUUUAUUCCAUAUGUGAUGAUAAUGUUAUGUAUCAUAAUGACACCAUCUCUACUUAUUUUUUUUUUACAUGUUUAUCAAAACGAAAAUAGAUGUGAAAAAUGAAGAAUUUGUUGGGAAUGAAUUCCUACUAAAGGAAAAAUGUAGCAUGUGCAAAAGCAUAUUUUAUACAUUUUAUUCUUCCCUCUAAUCUGGUAAACUCAGCAGAUGUGUAGAAAUUGAGAACAUGCCAUAUUCUCUGUAGUUAACUUAUCUGGGUUGCAACCUGUAAACCUGCCCAGAUUGGCGGUCGGCUUUUCAGCUCCUCCCUGAUAUACGACUGGCUCCGUGCGCCAUCCGUUGGAAAAGCCUGCUGUUGUAUCUGCCAGGAUGGGAAACUGAACCCUAGUGUUUCGUUCCUAGUGUAUCCGCUAUGCUGUUCAUUCGUCUGACUAAAAAAGAAGGAAAAUUCCCGCUGCUAGUGACCAUACAUGCGUCACUGUGUGUGAAAGUUUUUUAAAAAUUAAGCAACAAUUACAAGUGUAAGAAAGCAGAUCUGGUUGUUUUCAGAGACAUAAAGUCUUUGAGUUUGCAGGUUGAUUAGUUGAUGUUCUGGUAUGUCAUCAAAUUGUGUAACUCAAGUACAGGUGCUAUACAUCACAUUCUCCUGUAUACCACAGUACUUAUUCUAGAAUCCACUGCAUAUAUAGCCAGAAACUGUAGAGCUUCUGUUCUGUUCACUAAUUCCAUCUGAAUUUCUUUGAUGUAUCCAUUUGUCACGUCACCUUCAAGACAAUCAAGAUUGUUUUAAUUAAAUAUAUCAGCCCUUCUCUGGGUUUCUGUCUAUAGAUUUUGUAAUUUAUGCCUCUUGAGCUCACAUUUCUGCUUGUUCUGUUGGUUUGUGGAACUUUAGAGCUGUCUAAUGGUGUCGAAGGGCUGACUGUAACCGUGUGUGUAAGUUCAAUUAUCCGGCGGUUUUAAAAUAAUAAAAUGGGAUAUUUUUUUUUUUAAUUUUGAAAA
This is a messenger RNA of Pygocentrus nattereri (red-bellied piranha), 6034 nucleotides long. Its product is annotated as polymerase delta-interacting protein 2-like. The transcript is spliced from 11 exons. The coding region runs from base 21 to 1157 and encodes 378 amino acids. Gene Ontology annotation, cellular component: mitochondrial nucleoid; nucleus. Gene Ontology annotation, molecular function: DNA binding. NCBI's taxonomy places the organism in Eukaryota, Metazoa, Chordata, Actinopteri, Characiformes, Serrasalmidae. The record is from RefSeq and is a predicted model, not a curated record. Gene Ontology annotation, biological process: error-free translesion synthesis.